Molecule: messenger RNA, 775 nt
Organism: Microplitis demolitor
Lineage: Eukaryota; Metazoa; Arthropoda; Insecta; Hymenoptera; Braconidae
Exons: 4
Coding region: 131-658 (175 amino acids)
Source: RefSeq, a predicted model, not a curated record
GACUCAGUCUUAGCAUUUUAGUGACACGUAUACAUCGAAAAUAAAUUUAUUAAAUCACUUUUAAAUUUUUAUACGUUAUUAUUAUUAUAUACUUACAAAUCAAAGUUUUCGUUUAAAUAAUUAAUUAAUCAUGGUGAUAUUAAUUGCUAUGAAAUUAUUAUUUUUAUUUAAUGUUUUUACAACAGGAAAAGCUGAGUGCUUUCUUGGAAACCAUCGGUGUUUCGAAAAUAGUGAUUGCUGCUCUAAUGUAUGCCUUAUGAACACUUAUGUACCUUUGUGCAUGCUUACCGAUGAGGAGCAGGAAGAUGAUUUCUUUCCUACAGCGAAUCCAGUAUCAGAACCUAAAACUUGUCGUCAUUUCGGAAAACUUUGUACUGAAAAUGAACAAUGUUGUUCCAAUUCAUGUGACUCGGCAGGAUUCACAGUUCCAAGAAACUGUAUUCCUUAUUUUAAUGACUCCACACAAACUAUGAUGCAUAUAUCUCCGGUGGGGUUUAAUCUCCCUAUGAAUCAUGAUCCGACAAAUCGAUGUGGUCCGAAUGGAAAGUUUAGUGUUACACAAAAUAAAUGUUUUUAUUUGGAAUGUGUUCCCAUAGAAAGUACUGAACUUCAAGAAUGUUUUUUUUCUGAAGAUUCUUCGAUUUUAAAUGAUAUUUAAAAGUUUUAAUGUCUUAAACUCUUUUCAACAACAAUUAGUGUGUAUUAAUGUUUGUAAUUAUUAUAAAAUUAAAUUUACCAUAGUUUUUGAAUAUUAAAAUAAAAAGUACCCAUCUAA